ACCACAGAGACGGCUAUUAUCCGCGGACUCUUGAGCGGAGAAACGGGCGCAUACUAAAGCGCUUUCACGUUUAUCCGUGUGUGUCCGUUGGUACACAGUCUCGGAUAAAGAACGGUUCGAGUUCGUUAUAUAACGAUUAUCGAGUGUUUAUAUUACAGGUGUUUCUUAGAGAAAAUAUCAUUUUGACAAAGUGCGCGCAGCUUGCCGCCGGAGAAGGAGACUGCUGGUCGUCGCUAGCUGGAGGGAGAAUCGAGAAGCGUGCGAGAGUAGGACGAACCGACGAAGCUCGUUUCGCAGGAAGGAGGAAGCACGAGGGAAGGGAGAGGAGGUGGAGCGGGGCUUAUCGAACGGAGCCGUGUACGCGAGAGAGAGACAGUAACGGGCUGUAGCGAGGCGCAAGGAGAGAGGGAGAAACGGAAAAGGAGAGAGAAAUGGCCCCCACCCACGUCCAGGAGGAAAUAGAGGGGCGCUAUAAAGAGUAUGCCUAUAGCCCUGUACCAACGAGUUGCACUUCGGCAGUGUACUAUUCACCCACCCCUGGAAAAUAUCCCAUAAAGUUUGGUGGUAGCUUACCCAAGUAUCGUACGAUCGGUGACCACGACCAGUGUCCUGCCGCAGAAAUGACGGAGAAGGGCUCCACGUUGCUUCAAUACCUGGCCGCUGCAGCCGCAAAUUUGUGCUGCGUUGCAGCCGGUGCUUUGUUAGGAUGGACCAGUCCGAUAUUACCUAAGCUACAGGGUAGCUUGGAUGACAAUCCUCUCGGCAGAAAAAUCACCCCGGAUGAAAACUCUUGGAUCGGCUCGUUGGUCUCCGUUGGUGCGGUGAUUGGCAGUUUCGUAGCUGGAUAUUUAGCGGAAAGAUGCGGUAGGAAGAUGACGCUGCUGCUCAGUGUGAUACCAUUUCUGAUCGGUUGGAUCCUAAUCGCAUCGGCUGCCGUCGUCUAUCAACUGUACGCCGCGCGAAUAAUUCUCGGUUCGGCCUUGUCGUUCGCUUUCACGGUCGUUCCUAUGUACUGCGGCGAAAUCGCCGAGACGUCCGUCAGAGGAGCUCUAGGAUCCUUCUUGCAACUGUUCGUCAGCUUCGGUCUUCUGUAUGCGUACUGCAUCGGGCCGUUCGUCUCGUAUCUGGUGUUUGCCAUACUCUGCGGCAUUAUACCCGUGAUAUUCGUCGCUUGUUUCUUCAUGAUGCCCGAGUCGCCGUACCAUUUGCUGAAGAUCGGCAAGAGACAAGAGGCGAUAAAUGCUUUGGCCUGGUUACGACGCAAGUCACCCGCUAGCGUGCAAAAGGAAGCCGACGAGAUGCAGGCUGCCAUCGACGAAGCGUUCAAGUCCGAAGCGAAAAUCAGCGAUUUAUUCAACGUGAAGGCGAACCUUAAAGCUUUGAUAUAUACGUGCUUGCUCGUGACGUUCCAACAAUGCAGUGGCAUCAACGUGGUCCUCUUCUAUAUGGGAUCCAUCUUCGGGGCUGCGCACAGUGCGCUACCUGACUCCAUAUCAACUCUGAUCGUCGGUAGCGUGCAGGUGGUUGCUUCCGGGGUUACGCCGGUGAUCGUUGACAGACUUGGUAGGAGAAUGCUGCUCAUUACCUCCGGCGUUGGCGAGACUGUCUCCUUGAUCGCCCUGGGUCUGUACAUGUACCUGCAAGAUGUUUCACAUUCGGACGUUAGCGCCAUAUCGUGGCUUCCUAUCGUGUCGCUGGUCAUCUUCAUCGCGGUAUAUUGCAUAGGCUGGGGUCCUCUGCCAUGGACCGUGAUGGGUGAGAUGUUCGCAUCGAACGUGAAAUCGAAGGCUUCCGGAAUCACCGUGUGCGUGUGCUGGUUGGUCUCUUUCUUCAUCACCAAGUUCGCUAGCAAUCUACAGGAUGUAUUCGGCCAAUUCGCCUUGUUCUGGAUUUUUGCCGUAUUCUGUGUGGUGAGCGUGCUGUUCACGGUGCUGAUAUUACCGGAGACGAAGGGAAAGAGUCUGCAAGAGAUUCAAGACGUGUUGGGCGGCAACAACCAUUCGGAGAUACCCGAGUUCGGAAGCUCGAGUAAAAAGUGAAAACAGUAUUGCGGUAUCGGGUGACUCGAGAACGAUCUCGAGGUUCGAUUUCACCUUCGUUCGCGUAUCGGACCAAUCGUAUCCGUCGAACGGUUCUUGCUCUUCCUAUUUCUAUAUACUACGUAUAUACGUUAAGCGCGCCUUUAUACUGCCAAAGACCAUGGAUCGCGAUUCUGCAUGCUCGCGACGCGUGACGAUUGGAUACUGUUGUCCUUUUUUAUCGUUAGAAUCGUAGGAACGGACCGGAACGACAACGCUUGUGAUUUUUAGGUCUUAGGUAUACGCGUAUGCGAUAAGACGUCGGCGCGCAUUCGAUGCGAUAUAAUUGUUAUCGAUCGUAAAGAACGACAAGGGAAACGCGACAGAGAUUCGAACGAGUGUCCUAUUUCAUUCUAUAAUCUGUUCAAACGAUACGUAAACAAGGUAGAGAUGUCGAUACGAUACGAUAGAACGAAUAACGUCUACUUUUUCCAUGUUCCGAGGAACCAACAAACGAACAGCUCAGCUAAUGAACGGUACUCGCCUACUGCGCGUUUCUCGCCUCGUACGCGCGAUAGUAGUUAAUGAAUGUAUUUAUUUUUUGACAAACCUUAGCCGUUUAACGUACGCGUCGUUUCCUUUGUACGUAAGAUUUUAUCCCAUCCUUCCAAGUACCAUAAUAUUUAAUAACUCAACGCCCCGUUAGAUACGUAUAGACGCGAGAACGAGAUCCGCUACACCGACCGUGAAACGAUCGCACCGAUAUGUAUUCCGUUUUCGAUCGCGUAGGUGUUCCGUAGAAUCGCGAAAAAGAUGGCGGAGAGACGAGAAAAAGAGUCUUCGUUUUGUACGCGGGAAUUCCGCGAAUACGAUCGAUCUUUAUCCGAGACGAGUGGUGUGCUCGUGCGCGUCAGGCGAAGUAAAACUGAAAGAAAAAAAAAAAAAAAAAAA
Messenger RNA from Bombus terrestris (buff-tailed bumblebee), 2969 nucleotides. Its product is annotated as facilitated trehalose transporter Tret1. Gene Ontology annotation, cellular component: membrane. NCBI's taxonomy places the organism in Eukaryota, Metazoa, Arthropoda, Insecta, Hymenoptera, Apidae. The coding region runs from base 432 to 2039 and encodes 535 amino acids. The transcript is spliced from 7 exons. The record is from RefSeq and is a predicted model, not a curated record. Gene Ontology annotation, molecular function: sugar transmembrane transporter activity. Gene Ontology annotation, biological process: carbohydrate transport; transmembrane transport.